AUGGAAGUAAACCAUCGCAUUCCCAUUAUUCAACGCAAGAUAAGCGACUGGGCCGAGUCAGGUUUGUGGAACAACAAACAACAAGCGACGGUGAGAAUGUAAAUACAGUGAGAUGCGCUAUUUCAUAAAGUAUACUUACCUGCAUCAAAAUUGAAUAUUAAACGAUAAAAAUUGUAAAAUUAACGUAAAAAGGGCAAAAACAAAGUUUAUAGGUUGACUCGAAAUUGACUCGUGACUCGUGCUUGACUCGUGACUCGUGCUUGACUCGGGCUCGAGCUUGACUCGUGAAAUGACCAAACUCAACUCAAUGUCAACGGCAAUUCAGCCAAAGCAGAUCGAAGCCACGCGGACUCAGCAACUGGUUCCUGCAUCCUUUUAUCCGUUCCCGAGAUUAAUGAGGCGGAGAGAACCAUCGUCAAAGUUUUUCAACAGAAAUCGUUCUCACAAGAACUCGAGUGGACAAAUUCUUUGGUUAAAAUUUCUAUGAAAGGAAGUAGUAUUUUUAAGUUAAAGCCAUUCGUAAAAGAAGGAGUUCUACGAGUUGGACGACGGCUAAAUCGUACAGAUUUGUCUGACGAUGUGAAACACCAGAUAAUCUUGCCAGCUCGAUAUCGAGUUACAGAAUUAAUUAUUGAAGAUUUCUAUUUACAGAAUGGUCACACUGGUACACAGCAAACGCUUGCAGAAUCGAGGCCGUAUUAUGGAUCGUGA
This is a messenger RNA of Paramuricea clavata, 711 nucleotides long. Lineage: Eukaryota; Metazoa; Cnidaria; Anthozoa; Malacalcyonacea; Plexauridae. The record is from the annotation of a GenBank genome assembly.